AUGCCCCUUGUCUUGCCUGAAAAGGGUGAAACAGCCACUGGAGUUGAUGCCAUUUGUACCUACCAUCCUGACCCUGCAGGCCCCAUGCUGGAUAGGGAGCAGCUCUACUGGGAGCUGAGCCACCAGACCCAUGGUGUCACCUGGCUUGAUCCCUACAUCCUAGAUAGGGAUCAUCUCUAUGUCAAUGUCUCUGUCCUUGCCCUGGUGCCAUUCACCCUUAACUUCACCAUAACAAACCUGCACUACAUGAAAGACAUGCAACAUCCGAGCUCAGUAAAGUUCAACAAAAUAGAAAAGAUCCUGCAGCACCUGCUCAGACCCUUGUUUAAGAACACCAGUAUCAGCCUCCUCUAUUCCAGCUGUAGACUCACCUUGCUCAGGCCGGAAAGAGAUGGAGCAGCCACCAGUGUGGACACAGUUUGCAACUACCGUCCUGACCCUGCAGGUCCCAGGCUGGACAGAAAGCAGCUGUACAGGGAGCUGAGCCAGCUGACCCAAGGUGUCACCAAGUUGGGUCCCUACACCCUGGACCAGGGCAGUCUCUAUGUCAAUGGUUACACACACCAGACUUCAGAAACCACCCCCCAUGCCACAGGACCACCCCUGGUGCCUUUUACCCUCAACUUCACCAUCACUAACCUGCACUACACAGAUGACAUGUGGCCUCCAGGCUCCUUGAAAUUCAAUACCACCGAGAAGUCCCUGCAGCCCCUGCUCAAGGCCUUGUUCAAGAAUACUAGUGUGGGCACCCUCUACUCAGGCUGCAGGCUGACCCGCCUCAGGCCCAAGAAGAAAGGGACAGCCACUGGAGUGGACAUUGUCUGCACACACCGCCCUGACCCUGUGGUCCCCGGACUGGACAGGGAGCGGUUGUACUGGGAGCUGAGCCUGCUGACAGGUGGUUUCACCCACUUGGACCUCUACAUCCUAGACCAGGACAGUUUUUACGUCAACGGUGAGGGAGGGUCAUCUUUUUUGCAUCUCAGCUUGUUUUAA
Molecule: messenger RNA, 996 nt
Organism: Myotis davidii
Lineage: Eukaryota; Metazoa; Chordata; Mammalia; Chiroptera; Vespertilionidae
Product: mucin-16-like
Exons: 9
Coding region: 1-996 (331 amino acids)
Source: RefSeq, a predicted model, not a curated record